Messenger RNA from Schistocerca gregaria, 2167 nucleotides. It is a transcript of the gene IFT54, whose product is annotated as TRAF3-interacting protein 1. The transcript is spliced from 13 exons. The record is from RefSeq and is a predicted model, not a curated record. Gene Ontology annotation, biological process: regulation of microtubule cytoskeleton organization; cilium assembly; intraciliary transport. The coding region runs from base 77 to 1939 and encodes 620 amino acids. Gene Ontology annotation, molecular function: microtubule binding. Lineage: Eukaryota; Metazoa; Arthropoda; Insecta; Orthoptera; Acrididae. Gene Ontology annotation, cellular component: ciliary basal body; intraciliary transport particle B; centrosome.
GACAUUAUUCUAACCACAUUCUUUUCUGCCGUUGUGUAUAUUAAUCGUAAGGUGGUUGUUAUAGUGUUUUGGCAGUAUGACAGAAGAAGUAAAACCCGAUGUAAUUAAGAAAACGCAGGAAUCCUUAGGAAAAUACGUCAAAAGGCCACCUUUGACCGAAAAGUUGCUUAGAAAGCCACCAUUUCGGUUUCUACAUGACAUAGUAACGUGUGUCAUUCGAGAAACUGGGUUCAUGAGUGGAGUUUUCUCACCCGAUGAACUUAAUCAUGAAAAUAUAAAGGACAAGGAAAGCAAAAUAGCAUUUCUGCAGAAAUUAAUUGAGACAGUGAAGGCAACAUCUGACAGUAACAUAACAGCUCGACCUUCGAAGAUUGUUGCCGGACAUGAACCUACAAAGACCAAUGAACUAUUGCAAGGUCUUGCAAAGGCAUUGGAUAAAAAGUUUUCUGGGGAGGAAACAGGGUCCCAGCAGCAUGCUGAGCCUCCAAAGGCUGCAAAGAAGGAUAAGGAGUCGCACAGCAAAGCAUCUUCCAAGAAUGUGGAUGAAGGAAAAAAGAAACCAAGUGAUAAGAAAGGAACGCAUUCAAAGACAUCUUCCCGGGAACACAAGAUUCGAGAGAGCAAAGAGCCUUCUAUGAAGAAAUCAUCCUCACAAAAUGUUGAAUCAAAACAUUUGAAAACAACUGGAAAUAAGAGAUCAGAAGGUCACACAGUGGAGAGUUCAGAAGCGAAGCAUAAGAAAGGCAUGACUGAAGUACACAAGAAAAAGGAUGUGAGAUCCGACACUGCAGAAGCACAGGAGCAUGAAAAUAUUUUACCAGCAGAGGGAGAAAAUGUUAAACCAACUACAAAACAACAUGAAACUAAAUUGUUGGAGUUACCAUCUUCCAUAAUAGAAACCAGCAUGAAGAUAGGAAAGGAAAAGCAAGAGCUUUCUGCAGAACUGGACACAGCAACAAAGAAAGGAAAAAGGUCUGCUCGACAGACAUCAGUAAAUCAGAUAAGUGAAAGGAAUAAAUUGACUGCGGUGGAUGACAAAAUGAAAGAAGAAAAUGAACAACCAGAUCCUGUUACCAGCUCCCAAGGGACAGAACAGAACAUGGUGAAUCCAGAAACAAAGUCAACAGAUAUGAAGAAUAUCACAAGCAGCAGCAAUAACAUUACCAACAACAAUGUUCACAAUGGAGAAGGAAGUGUUGCGGCACCAAAAGUGAAUGUAAUCAGACCAAAGACAGCUCGUUUGGGAAGUGCCAGGCCUAUGAGUGCGAGGCCAGCUGCUCCACGGGUAAGAGAUCGUGGUGAGGUGGUGGUGCCUGCGGAAGUCCAAUCAGUUGUUGCCAAAGUGAACAUCAUAACAGAAGGUGAUCAGAUGGCAGAGCAAGAUGAAAAUGAGAAUUACAUUGUUGAGUCCCAGGAUCAACCAGCAAUUGAAAUAUUGCCAUCUCCAGGGCCAGCUGAUGGCCCAGUUCCUGAUGCACAACAUGGGCAUCUCGUCUCUCAGAUACUGGAAACCCAGAAAGAGCUGGAAGAGAAGAGGCCACCAAGUGCCGAUGGCCACAACAAACACCUGAAGAGAGUUGAUAUUGAGUGGGAGGACGGACUCAGAAGAGAACGAGAUUCAGCAACUAGAGAAGUUGAACGACUGCGCUCAUCGAUACAGACUCUGACUCGAGCAGCCAAUCCUCUCGGAAAGUGGAUGGACUUUCUACAAGAGGAUGUUGACACAAUGCAGCGAGAACUGGAGAUGUGGAGGACAACCAACAAAGAACUGAAGCUACAGCUUGUGCAAGAACAAAACCAGACAUACCAACUAAUUGAACCAUUGAGAAGACAACUGCAACACUUGGGAAAAGCUACUGAAGACCAGCAAGAGCUAAUAACUGCUUUAAAAAGUAAAAUACUUCAAAAUGACGAAUAUAUACACAAACUAGUGACAUGAGGCUCACUGCAAAAGAGGGGGAAGAGGAAAGAAACUAAACUGCUUAAAAAUUUCUCACAAGAAUUUGUUACACAUUAACAUGUAUGUAUACUGCAGCUAGAAAAGAUUUUCUUUUUCCUGACAUGCUCUUUGUGUUAAAUUCUGUGGCUAUGAAAAUAUAUGUACCCAAGCAUUAUUCUAAGUGUCAAAACAUUUCACACUAAAAACAAAUAAAUGUGUGACUUUCAG